Penicillium canariense is the source of this 2493-nucleotide messenger RNA. RefSeq lists its product as uncharacterized. NCBI's taxonomy places the organism in Eukaryota, Fungi, Ascomycota, Eurotiomycetes, Eurotiales, Aspergillaceae. The record is from RefSeq and is a predicted model, not a curated record. The coding region runs from base 1 to 2493 and encodes 830 amino acids. The transcript has 2 exons.
AUGGUCCGCGCGACAGGUUUGUCGCACUUCGCAUUGUCGUCGUCUCACUCCCUCCACCAGACCGUGCCAGAGGUGUCUCGCCACACGCACCGAUCGUCUCACGAAGCCUACGACCUUAACGACCCGUCCACGUUUACGACUUUUGCGCAACAGCGCCAGCAGCCACCAGUCCCCCGGCCUUCCUCCUCCCACUCUGCUAAUUACCGCCCAUCUUCGGCGACAGACUCGCACCAUCCCUUACGCCGAGUUCGCCGUCAGCCUGACGUUCGCCCAUUGCCGCACCGCCGCACCGUCUCGCACGACAUUUCGGGUAGACAACCACCUCGACCGCUGCCGGCGCAUUCGAUCCCAGUUGCCGUCCAGCCUAGUCCAGACAGCGGCGUCGAAGGGCUACGACCGGCACUCUCUGAAGCACAGACUGACGAGCACGGGUCGACCGUCGACGAUCCAUACCAGCUCCUCAACUCCUCGUACUGGCCGCAGAGAACCACCAGUGUCUCGUCCCGCACGGCCUCGGCCAUUCUCUUUGCGCUUGAGGACGCCAUCCGCCGUCCCUUCAGUUUCACCUUGGACUGGGACGAAGUGAAUGCUCCUAUGUCCAACAUGGUAGGCGUUGCUGGUCCCGCUGGGCCGGUAGGCAAUGGCCGUGUAUCAAAUGGUGGCUCGCGGGUGCCUCCAAGCGCCCCGGCUCCGGUACCUUCUUCCACCCAACCGCCCAGUGGUGUUCGAACCCCGACCGACAUUAUGAGACAACGUCGAGAUCGGGAGGCGCGCCGCAAAGCAGAGCAGGAGGCGCGCGCGAGAGAACAGGAAGAGCUAGAAAGACAGCAAUUGGAGCUGGAGCAGCUGGAGCAAGCUCAGGCUCAACAGUACGCUGCUGGCGCUGUGGGUGAUCCAGCGCCACAGCGCCGCGCGCAAGCGCAACGAGCUCCGAGAGGCCCUCAAGUACCUCCAGAGGCUAGCGCUAUGACUGCACCGGGAUCUGCUCCGGGCUACCGCCCCACUACAAGUGCUGCGCCGAUAGCUCCCAGACAAGACUACCAGGCUCCGCCUGCGCCUGCACCUGCUCCUGGUGGUGUCGAGAUGCCCAGUCAAUCGCAACCAGCACCUUCAUCAAGCCAGCAGCGUGUGGGUGCAUCUGCUCAACAUGCUCGUUCACAGAGCGCAGCAGCAGCAGCUGGUCCUCAGCCGGGGUCAACGGGAUUUUCCAAGUCCGCACCAGCUCCUCCAAGUAGCCAACCGGGCGGCGCCUCUCAGACUCUCCAGCAGCCACGUCGGGCCGGUUUUCCACAUGCCUUUGAACGGUGGGAGACGCUCUCUUCGCACUGGGAAGGCCUCACCAGCUACUGGAUCCGGAAGCUCGAGCAGCACAAUGAUGACCUCGAACGUGAUCCCCUCAGCCAACAACUAGCUCGACAGAUCACUGACCUGUCCGCCGCCGGCGCCAACCUGUUCCACGCUGUCGUCGAACUGCAGCGCCUGCGCGCAUCUUCCGAACGCAAAUUCCAGCGUUGGUUCUUCGACACUCGCGCCGAGCAAGAACGUUCGAAAGAGGUCCAAGCCGACCUGGAACGCCAACUCAAGGCCGAAAGACAAGGCCGCGCCGACGCCUUCGCCGCAGCCCAAACCGCAGACCAAGACAAAAGCCGUGCCGAAGACCUUCUGCGCGAGAUGCGGCGCGAGCUGCAGAUCUCCAAGGAAGAGGCCCGGCGUGCAUGGGAAGAGCUCGGCCGCCGCGAACAGGAAGAACGCGACCGAACUAACUCCCUCCGCAACGGCGAGCCCACCCUUGUCGGCGGCGUCCAGGUUGUCCCCAUGAUCCAAGGCGUGCCCAGCCGCCACACCACCCGGCCGCCCACGCGCGAGGGCCCCUAUCCCGGCGGUCCCACGGCAACCUCCAUGGGUAUAGAUUACUCAGGCAAGCCGGCCGACGCCGGCAUGAGUCGCACAUACUACGAUGAGAACAUGCCCGCGUCCCCGACAGGCUCAGAUCCAUUCAUCGAGCCCAAAAAGACCGACCCGCCCGCAUCCAAAGCCCCCUACCCACCCGCUGGCCAAGUAUUCACACACGAGCCCAGCACCGCUGCCUAUGCCGCGCCAACCUCCGAGCCGGACGCGCACUCCUACGUCGGCAGCAGCGAGGCCGGCGACGACGAGUACACCGGCUACGCGCGCGACACCGCACACCCAUACCACUACCCGGCCGGGCCCCUCUCCGAGGGCAGCGAUGAGUACGACCACAGCCCCGUUGAAGAGCGCCACUACACCACGGACGGCGCGUACACGGGCGCCGGCAGCGCGCCGCCCAUGCACGCACCGUACCCGCCGACCACGGCCGACUACAGCGGUGCUGGGUGGGGCGCUGGUACCGGGUGGGAGUCUGUCACGCCGCGGCAUCGCCAUCCGACACGCUUGAGCGAUGUGCUGGAAGAGGAUGAGCCGAGUCGCACGAGUCCAAGCCGUGCCAGUCAGGCGAGUCGGAGCGUGCAGUGA